Drosophila mauritiana is the source of this 1434-nucleotide messenger RNA. RefSeq names its product putative gustatory receptor 92a (gene Gr93d). The transcript is spliced from 4 exons. NCBI's taxonomy places the organism in Eukaryota, Metazoa, Arthropoda, Insecta, Diptera, Drosophilidae. Bases 1 to 1434 code for a protein of 477 amino acids. Gene Ontology annotation, cellular component: membrane. Gene Ontology annotation, biological process: sensory perception of taste. The record is from RefSeq and is a predicted model, not a curated record.
AUGAAUAUUGGCCAUAUAAACGCCAAUAUUCUGAGCUUUUGGUUUGUCUUAGCCAGAUAUAUGGGCUUGGUUUUCGUACGAUUCAAAAGGUCGAGGGAUAAUAUUAUAGCCUUAGAGGAUAGCAGCUCGAAUCGACAGUGUUGGAAGUGGUUUGCAGUGAUCCUGCGACUUGCGCCGCCUUGUUUUUGCGUCUAUCGGUUCAACCAGUGUAUUAGAAAUGAAGUGAUGCUGCUGCAGGUGGUUCAUUUCUUACACGUUUUCGUUUUGAUAACGACCUGCUUAUCCAUGAGUCACCUACAUAUUUACCAUGGCCACGAACUGAUUAAGUUGGUUAACCGUUACCUGUACCUCUACCGUCAAGUAAAAUCCUCAGGCAUUGGAAGUGACUCAUUGGGAUUUGGAAGUGGUCGGGAGUUACUGAUGAUUGCCAUCUUUUUCAGUUCCCAAUGUGAUGAAAUCAUUAUUUUAUCUCUAUUUUAUCCGUAUGACCUUAGUGCUCGAGACAUUGCAUUUUGGGGAAGCCAUUGCUACAUCGCUAUUGCAAGCAAUAUGAUAAUAUACGUCAAUUUUAUUUGGUACCUCAGCUUGGGCGUUCUUUUUAACGAGGUGCAAAAAUGCCUGUGCUUGGAGUUUCAGCUGGAAUCGGAGAUACUAAAACUGCGUUAUAGGUCCCAAAAAAGAUUGAAACGAACAAUGGCUAUUUUCAGCGAGAUUUGUGAGAUUGUUACUUCACUGCAGCGCAUUAUUAAUGGAUACUUGCUCUAUAACCAAUUUCAAAAAUGCUUUUCCAUAGUCUUUAUCGCUCACGAAAUGUUAUUCAACUUGCAAUUCCUAAAGUUUUGGCAAUGGGCAACCGUAAUUAACGUCAUGUUUCGUUUGCUGAUUCUUAUUUUGGCUAUUCAAACAGCUCUUAAUAAGUUCAGAUGCAUUCAAGAAUUCACUCUGGGCCUAUUCUUCGCCAGCAAGCUGACGGAUUGGAACAAAACGGUGGAAGUAUUUGUUACACAUCUGAACCUUUACAAGUUCAGGGUCCGCCUUUCCAAUCUUUUUGAUGUAUCCAACAAGUUGUUUCUUUUAAUUGUGUCUGUAAUGAUCAUCGAUUUAGGGUUUUCUGACUUUUGGAUUUGGUCACUCUCGCUCAAAAAUUUGGUCCAAACGCUUCUUCCUGUUUUGGCCAUUCAAGAAGCGGCCAAUCAAUUUGAACAAACUCGGGAAAGUGCUCUGGAUAUUUUCUUUGUUGGAAAGUCAAAGCAUUGGAUCAAAUCGGUGGAAAUGUUUGUCACCCAUCUAAACUUAAACGAGUUCAGGGUUAACUUGUUGGGCCUGUUUAAUGUUUCCAACGAACUAUUUCUAGUAAUUGUAUCUGAAAUGUUUUGCUUUCUGGUUUUUGUAACACAAUGUGUAAUCCUGUCUCGCAGACUCUAUUUUAUUUGA